Molecule: messenger RNA, 3641 nt
Organism: Notechis scutatus (mainland tiger snake)
Lineage: Eukaryota; Metazoa; Chordata; Lepidosauria; Squamata; Elapidae
Source: RefSeq, a predicted model, not a curated record
CCCUCCCUUCCUGGAGGCGGUGUCGGAGAGGAGGGGUCUCCUCUGCCUCCGCCCGGCCGGGCCCUCCUCCUUCCCCACCGGGGCGAUGGCGGCGGCGGCGGCGGCGGCGGCGGAGGGUCGGCUGGCCCGGCAGGAGAGCGAGGUGCGGGGCCUGGCGGCCGAGGUGGCGCGGCUGAAGGAGGCCUCCGCCUGGGCGUCCCCCGAGCGGCCGGGCCCGGAGCUGCGGGCGCUGCGGGAGGAGAACGAGAAGCUGCGCUACCGCCUCCUCCACCUCCGCCGCAGCCUGGCCGCCGAGCGGGCCCGCCAGGACUUUCUGGAGACCGAGACCCAAGACGCCCCGAGAAAGCCGGAAAGGGAAGAGAAGAAGACGGAGCCCCAGCCCCGAGCUGCAGAAGGGGCCCCACCAGAAGAUCCCACCUUCAUCCGGAGCAGACUGCAGCUCUACGAAGAGCUGAAGAAACAGAGCGAUGCGCUUCUCUGCGCCAGAGCGUCCAUCCACGGUCAGAGGAUCCAAAUCACGCUUUCCGAUGGGAAGGUGACAGGCGGACAGGCCUGGAAGACAACGCCAUACCAGGUGGCUGUCGACCUCAGCCGGGGAGUUGCUGACAGUGUCAUCGUUGCCAGAGUGAACGGGGAAUUAUGGGACCUUGACCGGCCGAUGGAAGGAGAUUCCACCUUGGAGCUGCUGACUUUUGAGGACGACGAUGCUCAGGCAGUUUAUUGGCAUUCUAGUGCCCACAUUCUUGGCGAAGCCAUGGAAAAUUAUUACGGGGGAUGCUUAUGUUACGGACCCCCCAUUGAAAACGGCUUCUAUUAUGACAUGCACAUGGAAAACAGAGGGGUAUCCAGUACGGAGUUGUGUGCUCUGGAGAACAUUUGCAAAAGCAUUAUCAAGGAGAAGCAGCCCUUUGAAAGGCUCGAAGUCCAAAAAGAAGAUUUGCUAGAAAUGUUUAAAUACAACAAGUUUAAAUGUCGGAUCCUGACUGAGAAAAUCCACACGCCGACCACAACUGUAUACAGGUGUGGCCCCUUGAUUGAUCUAUGCAGAGGCCCUCAUGUGAGACACACUGGAAAAAUAAAGGCCUUAAAGAUAAUUAAGAAUUCGUCGACCUAUUGGGAGGGGAAGUCCAACAUGGAAACCUUGCAGCGGAUCUACGGAAUCUCUUUCCCAGAGGCCAAAAUGAUGAAGGAGUGGGAAAAGUUCCAGGAGGAAGCUAAAAAACGGGACCACAGGAAAAUUGGCAAGGAACAAGAGCUGUUCUUUUUCCACGACCUGAGCCCUGGAAGCUGUUUCUUUCUUCCCCGUGGAGCUUUUAUUUACAACACACUCGUGGAUUUCAUCAAAGAAGAAUAUCAGCGGCGGAACUUCAUGGAAGUCAUUUCGCCCAAUAUCUACAACAGUAAACUUUGGGUAACCUCUGGCCACUGGCAGCAUUACAGCGAGAACAUGUUCUCUUUCGAGGCGGAAAAAGAAAUAUUUGCCCUGAAGCCCAUGAACUGCCCUGGACACUGCCUAAUGUUUGCCCACCGUCCUCGGUCUUGGAGGGAGAUGCCUCUGAGACUGGCUGAUUUCGGGGUGCUUCACCGCAACGAACUUUCAGGGACCCUCAGUGGUCUGAUGCGAGUCCGACGCUUCCAACAAGAUGACGCUCACCUCUUCUGCACGAUGGAGCAGAUCGAGGAGGAGAUGAAAGGAUGUCUCCAUUUCCUGCGGUCUGUGUAUGCCGGUUUUGGUUUCACCUUCCAGCUCCAUCUUUCCACAAGACCCAACAACUUCCUAGGGGAGAAAGAGAUCUGGGAUCAGGCGGAGAAGCAACUCCAGAACAGCUUGGAUGACUUUGGGGAGCCUUGGAAGCUCAAUCCAGGUGACGGGGCGUUUUACGGGCCCAAGAUCGAUAUUACAAUCAAAGACGCUAUUGGCCGGUACCACCAGUGUGCUACAAUCCAGCUUGACUUCCAGCUACCUGUCCGGUUUAAUUUGACUUACGUUGGCAAAGACGGCAACGACAAGACGAGGCCCGUCAUCAUCCACCGAGCAAUUCUGGGCUCCGUGGAGAGGAUGAUGGCUAUCCUGGCAGAGAACUGCAGUGGGAAAUGGCCUUUCUGGCUCUCCCCUCGGCAAGUCAUGGUGGUCCCCGUUGGCCCUACCUGUGAAGAAUAUGCCCAGCAGGUCUGCAAGGAGGCCUCUGAAGCUGGACUUAUGGCCGAUGUUGAUUUGGAUCAGAGCUGCACGUUGAAUAAGAAGAUAAGAAAUGCACAGCUGGCUCAGUAUAAUUUCAUUUUUGUGGUUGGAGAGAAGGAAAAAGCAGGCAACGCCAUCAAUGUACGAACCCGGGAUAACAAAAUUCACGGAGAAAUUUCGGUCCCUUUGGCCCUCGAUAAACUACGGAAGCUGAAAGCCUCUCGUACUUUACACGCAGAAGAAGAAUUCUAACAGAGACCGAAGGAAACUGGGCCACGUCCUGAGUGGUUGUGGUUUACUUGGAGCUAAGUCUCAUUCAGUUGGGGCGAGCCUUAACUUUCUGGGAACCUGGGUGGAUUUGCAACCUUGGAUUACUUGCCAUUAUCCAGGGUUGCAACAUUUCCAGACCUGCCGGUUCUCUUGAAACACAGUGCAAAAUUGAAACCACUUUUAAAUUAUUUUGGCUGUUUGCAUGCAUGUUUUAUUUUUAAAAGGAAGAGUUCCAAAGAAAAUGGCUUGGGUCUCAUAGAGCAAGGGGUCUCCAAACCUUUUAAUUCAACUCCCAGCGUGGCUGGCUGGGGAAUUCUGGGAGUCGAAGUCCGCAAGUCUUAAAAGUGGCUAAAUUUGGAGACCCUUGUCAUAUAGCGUUAAGAGAUUCCUUUUGUGGAUAUUUAUUUAUAAGUGUGGGUUGCUGCUAUUGAUUGACAGGGAGCAGAAUACCCUCUCUUCCCAUGAACAGAAAUGUGUAGCCUCUGAGCCGCCACCUUUUAUAGGCAAUGUAAAAACCAUGUUAGUUUUUCUGAGGAUAUGUGACAAGUAGUUAUAAGGUCUUAAAUUGAAAGGCGGAGGAGUGAGUAAGCAUCAGGCUAGAAUCCAGGAGACGGCAAGUUCUAAUCCUGCCUUAGACAUGGAGCUAGGAGGGUGACUUAGAGCCAGCCCCUUUCUCUCAGCCCUCUUGCCAAGAAAGUUUCUGGGUCUUUGUACUGGCAUUUGCCAGGAGUCAACACUGACUUGAAGGCACCAUCCAUCCAGAGACAGGGGAGGCUGUCAUCUUUCCCUCAAGUUCAAAUUGUCGCUGGAAGGAACACUUGUGAAGUUGUUGCCAAAUAAGCAAACUUCCAUGUUCAUACUUUAUUAUUUUUGGAGGGGGUGUUUCUGUGAUGAAAGUGUCCUGUCAAAAUGAGUUUAUCAAUUUUGCCGUCUUGCUGCUGUACCACAUGUACAUUUGCAUUGGAGAACUUGCAAAUACGUUCCUGAUAAUAUCUUACUUACACUUUGCUUUCUUGGGGGGACGGAAAAAAAAAAGCGGAUUUGUGUCUUCCUGGAUUGGCUAUCUCACUGGAGUGUUUCUCAGAAAGCAGCAGAAGACUCUCCAAAGCUAGAACUUUUGAAUUGAGGGAUGGCAUCACGCAGAGUGCUUUGCAUCUUUGGCCAAAUAAAACUAGAAUGUUCAUCUUCA